AUGUUGAGAAACAUAAACUCAGAGUUAUGGCACGCUUGUGCUGGGCCACUUAUAUCGUUGCCUCCAGCGGGAAGCCUUGUUGUUUACUUCCCUCAAGGUCACAGUGAACAAGUCGCAGCUUCAAUGCAGAAGCAGACUGAUUUCAUACCCAGCUACCCGAAUCUUCCUUCUAAGCUCAUCUGCAUGCUCCAUAAUGUUACAUUGAAUGCUGAUCCUGAGACGGAUGAGGUCUACGCGCAGAUGACUCUUCAGCCAGUAAACAAAUAUGACAGAGAUGCAUUGCUUGCCUCUGACAUGGGUCUUAAGCUAAACAGACAACCUAAUGAAUUUUUCUGUAAAACCCUCACGGCGAGUGACACAAGCACUCACGGUGGAUUCUCUGUACCCCGACGAGCAGCUGAGAAAAUCUUUCCUGCUCUGGACUUCUCGAUGCAACCACCUUGUCAGGAGCUUGUUGCUAAGGAUAUUCACGACAACACAUGGACUUUCAGACAUAUUUAUCGAGGUCAACCGAAAAGGCACUUGCUAACUACAGGCUGGAGUGUCUUUGUCAGCACGAAAAGGCUCUUUGCUGGAGACUCUGUUCUCUUUAUAAGAGAUGGAAAAGCGCAACUUCUGUUGGGUAUAAGACGUGCAAAUAGACAACAGCCUGCGCUUUCUUCGUCUGUAAUAUCAAGUGAUAGCAUGCACAUUGGAGUUCUUGCUGCUGCAGCUCAUGCUAAUGCUAAUAACAGUCCUUUCACCAUUUUCUACAACCCAAGGGCUGCUCCUGCUGAGUUUGUGGUUCCUUUAGCCAAGUAUACCAAAGCAAUGUACGCUCAGGUUUCCCUCGGUAUGCGGUUUAGGAUGAUAUUUGAGACAGAAGAAUGUGGAGUUCGUCGGUAUAUGGGUACAGUUACCGGUAUCAGUGAUCUUGAUCCAGUGAGAUGGAAAAACUCUCAGUGGCGAAAUCUUCAGAUUGGAUGGGAUGAGUCAGCUGCUGGUGAUCGGCCCAGUCGAGUUUCAGUUUGGGACAUUGAACCGGUUUUAACUCCUUUCUACAUAUGCCCUCCUCCAUUUUUCCGACCUCGGUUUGCUGGGCAACCCGGAAUGCCAGAUGAUGAGACUGACAUGGAGUCUGCGCUGAAGAGAGCAAUGCCAUGGCUUGACAAUGGCUUAGAGAUGAAAGACCCUUCGAGUACGAUAUUCCCUGGUCUGAGUUUAGUUCAGUGGAUGAACAUGCAGCAGCAGAACGGCCAGUUACCCUCUGCUGCUGCUGCACAGUCGGGUUUCUUCCCGCAAAUGCUCUCACCAUCCGCGGCGUCGCUGCACAACAAUCUUGGUGGAACUGAUGAUCCCUCCAAUGCCAUUGCGCCUUCAUCUACCUCCCUAAGUCAAAGCUUUCAGCAGCAACAACAACAGUCUACGCAGCUUCAACACACACACCGCCAUUUAGGUGCUAGCACUAGCCAGAGUAGUGUAAUUGAUACCAGCAAGUCGUCAUCUAAUCUGAUGUCCGUACCGCCGCAAGACACACAGUUUACACGACAAGAAAAACAAAACCCACCUGUUGGAGGAGGGGUCAAAGCUUAUUCAGGAAUCACAGAUGGAGGAGAUGCACCUUCCUCUUCAACUUCGCCUUCCACCAACAACUGUCAGAUUUCUUCUUCAAGCUUUCUCAACAGAAGCCAAAGCGGGCCAGCAAUUUUGAUACCUGAUCCAGCGAUUGAUAUGUCUGGUAGUCUUGUUCAGGAGCUCUACAGCAAAUCAGAUAUGCGGCAAAAACAAGAACUCGUGGGUCAGCCAAAGCCCAAAGCUAGUUUAACAAAUCAUCAACUAGAAGCAUCUGCCUCUGGGACAUCUUACGGUUUAGAUGGCGGCGACAACAACAGACAACAGAAUUUCUUGGCUCCUACCUUUGGCCUCGACAGUGAUUCCAGGAACAGCUUACUCGGCGGAACUAAUGUCGAUAAUGGCUUCGUGCCUGACACAUUGCUCUCAAGGGGAUACGACUCCCAGAAAGAUCUCCAGAACAUGCUUUCAAACUAUGGAGUGACAAACGACAUUGGUACAGAGAUGUCUACUUCAGCUGUCAGAACUCAAUCUUUCGGUAUCCCCAAUGUGCCCGCGAUUUCAAACGAUGUAGCUGUCAACGAUCCUGGAGUUCUUGGUGGCGGAUUAUGGCCAACUCAGACUCAACGGAUGCGAACUUAUACAAAGGUGCAAAAGCGAGGUUCAGUGGGGAGAUCAAUAGACGUCAACCGUUACAGAGGCUACGAUGAGUUGAGGCAUGAUCUAGCGCGCAUGUUUGGGAUCGAAGGACAGCUUGAAGAUCCGCAAACGUCAGACUGGAAACUUGUCUACGUCGAUCAUGAAAACGACAUCCUUCUCGUCGGCGAUGAUCCAUGGGAAGAAUUCAUAAACUGUGUUCAGAGCAUAAAGAUCCUUUCAUCAGCUGAGGUUCAACAGAUGAGCUUGGACGGGAACUUUGCGGGUUUACCGGUUACCAAUCAAGCUUGUAGCGGCGGUGACAGUGGCAAUGCCUGGAGAGGACAUUAUGAUGAUAACUCGGCGACCUCGUUUAACCGGUGA
Molecule: messenger RNA, 2571 nt
Organism: Thlaspi arvense
Lineage: Eukaryota; Viridiplantae; Streptophyta; Magnoliopsida; Brassicales; Brassicaceae
Source: the annotation of a GenBank genome assembly